AUGUACGCCGGUCGGCCGAACGGUCAUCGUCUCGAUCCACCAGCCCGAUCGGACAUAUUCCAUGCGCUCGACAAUCUGCUGAUCCUCGCCAAAGGCGGACACGCUGUCUUCAGUGGGAAACGCAAAGACGCGCGGCCUGGCAAGGCGACGGAGUCGAAAGCACGGGUCGCGGCGUUGAUCGAGUGGUGGGAUCAGACCGCACAACAGGAGAAGGGCCAGAAUGAGAAGCAGGUGACGGCCGAGUCCGAGGAAGGGGUAGUCCCAGCUGCAUCUGAAAGCCGGUUCACGCCUGUUUACAUCGCAUUCCCGGUUGUUGCUGAGCGCAUGUUCAAGAAUCUGUGGCGGCAGAAGGAGGCGUUUGGGGCCGGAUCACACAGACGCCGUUGGCUGCUGUCGUUUGGCCCCACCGGUGGUCAGGAUCGGAUUGGUGUCAACUUGCAGUCGACCUCGGCUCUUCCUUUCAUUGGCCUGAUCAACGGAAUUGCCAUCUUUCCGCAAGACCGACAGCUGUUUAUGCACGAAUACCGCAGCCCAGCAGCAUACUCUGUGACGACCCUGAUCUUGUCGUACUCGCUUAUUGAGAUACCCGCUCAAAUCAUCGCUUCGUUGUUUUAUGCUAUCUUUAUGAAUGUUGCGGUGGGGAUGCAAACAAGCGCGCGGAUCUACUUUGAGUACGCGUUGACGAUCUGGACUCUGCAGAGUCUCGGGGAGAGCAUCGCCCUCAUCUUCGCGUCGUUCUUCGAUGCGAUGGGAAUCGCCGUCUCGCUGGUGUCGACUACGCUGAGUAUGGUCACUCAGUUUAGCGGGAUCUUGUCGCUGGCAGUGACUGCCAGCGACACUGUCCACAAGGUCAGAUCCUCAAUCAUUCCUCACUCCUUCCGAGAACACUCACAGAUCCCGCUAAAUGAGUGA
Molecule: messenger RNA, 912 nt
Organism: Mycena citricolor
Lineage: Eukaryota; Fungi; Basidiomycota; Agaricomycetes; Agaricales; Mycenaceae
Source: the annotation of a GenBank genome assembly